AUGAAGGCUUCGACCUUGAUCAGCAUUGCUGGAAUUGCUGCUGUCGCUGUUUGUCAGAACUCAACGAUCAGUACAUCGACAUUGACCUCUUCGACCGCUUCGCUCUUACCGUCGACUGCCUCCAGUUCUUCUCUUGUAUCAUCGAGCUCGUCCACCGCCGUCUCUUCAUCCAUUUCUUCUGGACUGACCGCACUGACGGUGGCUACAGAUGGCUCGGCUCAAUUCACCGCUAUCAAUGCUGCCAUCAAUGCUGCUCAGAACAGUGGUAUCCCUACAGUCGUCGUCAAGGCAGGUACAUACUCUGAGAGCAUCGCUAUCAGCGGUACUCAGACUGUGACCAUCAUUGGACCCACUGCUAGUUCUGUUGCCCAAAAUCAGGUCGUUAUCAUUGCAAGUGGCGCCAACGGUGUGGUCAGUAUUGCCACGAGUGCCACUAAAGGAGUCACCUUCAAGAAUCUUAACUUGACCAACACCGGUACUGGAACUGCCCCUGCUGUGUCGAUUAGAGGCUCUAAGCAUGGGUUCUACAACUGUGCCCUGAUAUCUAACGGGGCGGGUGUCUAUUCCUCUUCUUACGGAACGGCUCUGAUUGCAAAUUCCUACAUCGAGGGAUCGGACAAGCUCUUUUACAACUAUCCUACUGUAUACGUCUAUGGAUCUAUAAUUGUACCGACCGUCGGCAGCGCUUCCAUUAUGUACGCCAAAGGUGUAGCUCCUGGCAUUGCGAAUAAUGGUAACUCCACAAUUGUCGUCGACUCUAGUUCUGUGGUUCAGAAAGCUGGCUUCACCAACACUUACGUUUACCUCGCGGCACCCAACGGCAACUACACUCAAGCGAUCUACCGUAAUAGUAAUCUUGGGAGUUUGAUCGCUCCCAGCGGAUUCUAUGUAUCAUCUACAUCAUCUGAAUUGACGAGCAGUGUCUCCAGCGGCAGCAUCGCUGGCAGUAGCACUGUGAUUGCUUCCAGUUCGAGCGUCUGUGCUACGCCUACUCCUUCAGCAACUUUGAUUGUAUCCCAGAAUGGUACCGCCUGCCAGUACAACAACAUCUCUGCCGCUAUCGCCGCUCUCCCUAAUGAUAGCAAGCCAUACACUAUCUACAUCAAGCCUGGCACAUACAAUGAGCAGAUCAGCAUCACCAGAAACGGCAAGGUCACUCUCCUUGGAGAGACUAGUUUCAAGAAUGAUUACAGCCAGAACCAGGUCAAGAUUCAGUUCUCGAGUGGAAGACUCACCUCCGCAGGUCAAAACGAGCAGACUCCUGUCAUCAAUUCAAAGAAGACCAACGAUAACUCCGGUCUGGCUUUAUACAACAUCGACUUUAUCAAUUCAUACCCCCAAACAGCCAACACAGCCGCUCUUGCCGCCGAUUUCUAUGGUAACAACAUGGCUGCCUACGGUUGCUCGUUCAUUGGCUUCCAAGAUACUCUUUUGGCCAAUAAGGGUGUUCAAGUCUUCUCAAACUGUUACGUCGAGGGUAGCGUUGAUUUCAUCUGGGGUUUUGGAACAGCCUACUUCUACAAGUCGGUCAUUGCUUCCAACACCAAAGGCGCAUGUGUAUCUGCUCAAGGCCGCGUUUUGGGCACCCCAUCGGCAUACAUCUUUGACAGCUGCUACGUCACAUAUACCUCAACCUACGGAAGCACAUUUUCAGCCAGUUUCCUCGGUCGUCCUUACAGUAACUACUCUACAGUUGUCUACAAGAACAGUUACCUCGACAAGCAUAUCAAUGCUGCUGGCUGGCAGGUCUGGUCGACUAGCAACCCUCAGACAUCUAAUGUAUUCCUCGGAGAGUACAACAACACAGGCCCUGGAUCAUGGGUAACCGGUACAGCUCGCGUGUCAUUCGCGACCAACAUGACCGAUGAUCAGGUUGCAGCUUAUGCUCUUGCAAGCUGGGUAGGCGACACCAGUUUUAUCGACCAGGCUGCUUGGAACUAUGAGACUUCGUGGAGUUUCCCGGCAUCAACAACCACCGGCGGUGCAAGUAGCACAUCUUCGGGUGUUUCGGGUCCCACUAGUACUUCAUCAAUCAAUGCCCAUCCUGAUAGCGGCACUGCGCCUCCUCAAUAUGCCGUCGUCGUGUCGGCUGAUGGUCAGCACAAUGCUUCAUUCACGAACCUGACCGCUGCUCUUGCUUCUCUUCCAAACGACAAUACCAAUCAGACGAUCUUCCUCUAUGCGGGUACCUACACCGAACAGAUCCCUUCCAUCAAUCGCCCAGGUGCUGUCCGCGUCAUUGGAUAUACUUCUGGCAACCCAGGACAAAACUACAAGGACAACUCAGUCACUGUGACGUUCGCACGUGGUCUUUCCGUUUCUCCUCUGCCAGUUGGUCAUAACGAUGCGGAAACUGCAACUGUCGCAACUGCCUCGAACAGAAUUUCGUUCUACAACGUCAACUUUAUCAACUCAGAUAACCUUGAUGGUCUGGAGCCAAACUACGUCACUUUAGCUGCUUCCAUCUAUGGUAAUGACAUCGGUUUCUAUGGAUGCUCAUUCCAAGGUUGGCAAGAUACCCUUCUCACCGGUGCGACCGCUGGCUACCAGUAUUAUGAGUCUUGUUACAUCUCUGGAGCUAUCGACUUUAUCUGGGGCUACUCCAAGUCUGUGUUUGUUGGUUGCACGAUCGGUGCUAAACGAGCAAAGUCUGCUAUGACUGCUCAGAGUCGUGCAUCUGCCUCGGCCAUUGGCGGCUACAUCUUUGACCGAUGUCUCUUCACUGCUGCUACCGAUGCAACGGUUGAUCUCACUAACACGGUGUAUCUUGGUCGUCCAUACUCUGCGUAUGCACUUGUGGUUGUCAAGAACUCAUACCUCGAUAGUAUUAUCAAUCCAUCAGGAUGGAAGAUCUGGUCUGCAACUGACCCUCGUACCGAUCACAUCACUUUUGCCGAGUAUAACAACGUUGGUCCUGGCUCUUGGGAGAACAACGUCGCUGCACGACAAGCAUUUGGAAAUGCGACUCUCCUGACGUCUGAUACUUACUCCUUGGCAUCUAUCAUGGAUAGCACAUCCUGGAUUGAUCAAACCUACUCGAACUCUAUUGUAGCGCCUGCACCUGCGGUAGUCAACACUACUACUCCCACCAAUGUCACAGUGUCCGGCUCAAGCUCUUACAAUGGUACUGUACCUCCUACUGGUGCUCUCGUCGUUUCCAAGAAUGCUAUCGAUGGUCUCACUACUUAUGAUACUAUCCAAGCCGCUCUCAACGCCGCACCUACUUCGAGUAAGACCAAUGCUACCAUUUUCAUCUAUCCUGGUGUAUACCAAGAGCAGUUGAUUGUCAACAAGAGUGGUACUACCAUCUUCAUGGGUUACUCUGACUCGACUGAUGAUUACAACAAGAACCAGGUCACCAUUCAGCAGUCUUAUGGUGAGGACACUCAGGGUACUGGGAGUGAUGUUGAUGCUGCUACUGUUUAUGCGACUGGAAACUACUUUUAUGCCUACAAUGUCAAUUUCAGAAACAACAACGGAACUCAGCAAAACAUUGCCUCCCUUGGAUUUGCUGUCAAGAGCAGCAAGUAUGCUUUUAUGCAUGGCUGCCAGAUCUAUGGCAACCAAGACACUUUGUACAUCUCUGGAAAUAUGUUCACCUUCAAGACCUACAUCGAGGGCAAUGUUGAUUUCAUCUUCGGCGCUGGGUCUGGUUACUUCCUCAACUCGACCAUCUCACCUAACGAGGAUGGCGACUCGAUUACCGCUGCCAAGCGCGCAACAAAUACUACUGCUGCUGGCUUCGUGUUUGAUCAAUGCUCUAUCAUUCCAGCUGCAGGCUCGUCCGGUUUUAAGAAUGUCUCGUUAGGACGACCAUGGAACAAUUUUGCUCGUGUCUUGUAUGCUGGUUGUUACCUCGAUGACUCUGUCGGCUCGGCAGGAUGGACUCAAUGGAGCAAAUCUUCACCUCAGACUGAUGGUGUCACUUUUGCCGAAUACCACAAUUUCGGUCCUGGUAGCAGCACUUGCAAUCGCGCCAGCUUCUCGCAGCAGCUUUCCGACGUCGAUGUAGCUCAGUUCCAACUGGCCAAUUUCUUCCCUACUACAUCGUGGAUCGACUUUUCCGUUGUUGAUGUUCAGCCUUUCACUGCUGGAUUUGGUUCUGCUCCUGCCGCAUGCGUCAGUUCUUCAUCUUCGUCCUCGUCCAUGCUUUCGACAUCGUCGUCAAGCAGCUCGGUGACUCUGCCCUUAAUCACCACCCAGAUCACAACCACUAUUGUCCAGAAAGCCACGACCUACACCACUCUUGUGCAAGGGGAUGUCACUUCGACGCAAGUAACAUAUGUGACGGAGAACGAUGGUACUACGGUCACCCCUCCAGCCAUCCUCAAGACUUCAGUUGUCAAGGCAACAGAUAUUGUGUUUUCGACAACUACAAUAUCCGCCAAAAUUGCGACAGUGAAAUCCACCUCAGUUGUCUUGUCUACCGUCAGUGCCUCUGCAAAGGACGUCACGAUCAAGCAGACUUCUGUCGUCUCGGUUGUGACGACUGUUGCGGGCAAGGAUACCACUAUCAAGAGUACUGAAACCGAUUUAUUCAUGACAACUGUUGCCGGGAAAACAUCGACCGUCAAAGCAACUAGCACGGUUCUCGCAACCUCAACAUCGUCUUUGAAGCCCGUCACGGUUACUGAGAAUCUGGGCUCCUUGGUGACUACCACGACGAAGGGAACGACUAUCACAGCUUCUUGUGUUCCUACUGCAGGCGCGGCUAAGCUCUUCAAAAGAGGUCUUGAGGCUCGUGCUGCUGGAACCACUACCAUUUUCGUCAGCACCACAGUAAUUUCGUAUAUCAAGACCUCGGUGGUCACUAGUGCAGGUUCAACUAUCUAUACGAGCCUGACGAGCACGAGCACAAUCGCACCAACCAGCACGGUAAAGGCAGUUACCUCAACUGUUCUUAGCACUUCUUUCGCAACUUCGAUUGACCUCAUCACCGAAAGUGCUGCCGUGUCGACAUUUACCUCGGUGGUACUAUUGACAUCAGUAACUACCGAGAGCGCUUCAGGAUCGACCGUGACUAGCCUUGCAUACAGCACUGCUUUAAGCACAGUGUCGCUACCAGGAAAUACCAUCUACAGUGUCGCAACUGUUCGCUCAACUGAACAGAUCUCGGCAGCAGCAGCGACCGUGACAAGCUUGAAGCUUGUGUCUAGCACCACCGUAGUUACUGCCGCGCAGUCAACUGUAACAAUCACGAAUGCUGCAGAUUCAUCAACGACCAUCUUGACCACGCUUCCGGCGUCGACGACCACAGUUUACAAGACUAGCUCGCUCAAGGGAAGUACGAUCAAGGUUACGGUGACGCCUGCUCCUGCUACCAAGACGACGAUCGUAAAGAGCACUUCUACAGUCUUUACAACUGUUUCAAAAACUGCGAAGAAUGCACCUGCUUGUACGGAUUAGAUAGUUGUUGGUUUUUGGUACAUGGCACUUUUUAUGAUUUUCAUGUUAUACUAGACACGU
Molecule: messenger RNA, 5466 nt
Organism: Aureobasidium subglaciale EXF-2481
Lineage: Eukaryota; Fungi; Ascomycota; Dothideomycetes; Dothideales; Saccotheciaceae
Product: carbohydrate esterase family 8 protein
Exons: 3
Coding region: 1-5406 (1801 amino acids)
Biological process (GO): cell wall modification
Molecular function (GO): pectinesterase activity
Source: RefSeq, a predicted model, not a curated record